AUGGAAGCAUCUGCCAAUCUCAAAAAUCGAGUCCUGAGGAACUUGACUACCGGUCAAUAUGUCUUGGAGGAUCAGUUGCCAUCUGCAAUCACCAUUGGUCAUAUAGUUUUGAUGCGAAUCUGUUGGUCGUCUGAAAGUUCAACCGGCAUUGCAGGAGGAGAAUAUCUGGCCAAGGGAGACUGGGCCGGCCAUACGUUCGACAUUGUAGACGCUGACAUGCUGGAAAAUAUGAAUGGAGAAUGGGAAGACGUCACCGAGGAUACCCGCGAUGAGGUUCAGGUUCUGUGGGCAAGCCAUUUCGGAGACAACUGGGAAACUGAAUGGAGAGCUUGA
Molecule: messenger RNA, 333 nt
Organism: Penicillium brasilianum
Lineage: Eukaryota; Fungi; Ascomycota; Eurotiomycetes; Eurotiales; Aspergillaceae
Source: the annotation of a GenBank genome assembly